CAACGCGUAAUAAAUUUUCAGUGUCGUGAAUGGCGGCGCACAAGACGUUUCUUCUGGUCGCACUGACCAUCCUCGUAGAACUCCUCGUCACCGCCAAUGGCGCCCAUGAGCAGAGUAAGUUCGUUUUGCGUGCGUCAUGCGCUCAUACGCGGUGUGUGUGGGGGGGCUGCACUGUUGCAAUGCAGGGACGUCUGCCGAACUGUCCCUCGUGCAGCUGCAGGAGCAGCUUGACCGUUACCAGGAGGCCUUGACCUUCAAGUCCAACCGCACCACGGCGGCCGCCGACAACCUCGCCCUCCUGGCCCACAACGUCCUCCACCACGCUCAGCAAUAUUCCCGUAAGUGGCACUCAGCGCCCCUUGCAUGCGCAGCAUCCACGAAUUCAUCUUGUCAUGGCUUUUCCCACUGCAAAAGGCGAAGUCGUGCGCGAUGCGACGCAGCCCGCCUACCCCGUCGACGAGUGCGCCCCCCCGAGUUUCUUCACUAAAGGCUUCCGCCUGGCAAAAAAAGCUGAGCUGGCCUCCAAGUACUUCUGCUUCGUCCCGUCUGGCGAGGAGCACUGCCUGGUGUGGAACUGCGAGACCGGCUCCGAUGGGCAGCCGCACUACGGCGACUUCCCUUACGACGCGCUGCCCAACCACUGCAUCUUCUUCCCGACUGGGAACAAGAAGGAGGCGUGCAGGGUGGACAAGAAGUGCCCGGGGGAGUGACAAGGAGGCAGAGACACUGGCGUGACGAGGAGGCAGAGACAGUGGCUGGCGUGACAUGCGUGAGACAAACAGAACAUUGUGUGCGCG
This is a messenger RNA of Vitrella brassicaformis, 797 nucleotides long. NCBI's taxonomy places the organism in Eukaryota, Vitrellaceae. The record is from the annotation of a GenBank genome assembly.